This is a messenger RNA of Ceratina calcarata, 3642 nucleotides long. Its product is annotated as folliculin-interacting protein 2. The record is from RefSeq and is a predicted model, not a curated record. Bases 138 to 3404 code for a protein of 1088 amino acids. NCBI's taxonomy places the organism in Eukaryota, Metazoa, Arthropoda, Insecta, Hymenoptera, Apidae. Gene Ontology annotation, molecular function: ATPase inhibitor activity; protein-folding chaperone binding. The transcript has 12 exons. Gene Ontology annotation, cellular component: cytoplasm.
UGACUCCUCCGCACGUGACUUUAUUUACAGUUGACUGAUACUCGCGAACAUGUAUGGUGCAGUUCCCUGUGACAUGAUAGACCGAAAACGAAAUAAAGUUAGCGAGCAAUGCGGUAGCUAUAACCGGUCGUUAGUUUAUGAUGUCUUUGCUCGAUAAACUGUUCCCCUCGAGGAAGAACAUUGGAAGGAACGUUCAAACUUUGGUAGCGUCGAACGUCAAGCGAGAAGAAGACGAUGAUAGAAAUACCGCGUUGUACAUCGGAACGGAUCAAGUUCGGAUCUUAUUGUUUCGAGAAUGCGAAUGGCGCGGGAGAAAGCUCCUCUUCGACUCACUGUCUGUGGAAAAAAGAUGGUGCAAAACUAAAACGACGGCAUUCGAUCUGAAGAACAAUACCGGCUCGUCGAACGUCGAUUCGGUCAGCUGCAGAAACAGUCGCACGUUCGAGCGAGAGAGGACUGCCGAGGAUGACGUGAGUUUGUUGAGCGAGAUGGUGUUUGGCACCGUGGCGAUGACUUACAAAGGAUCCUCGUUCAAGAUCCAUUCGUUGAAUUCGCCACCGUGCAUCAUGUGUACAAAAGUGUUUCCCGCUACCGAGCACAACGUGUGCAAGCGGAGCGAAAGAGUCUCGGACGAAGGGUUGGGGCAUUCCGUGAACGUGGAUUUUAAUUCCAGCAUGCGAACGCUUUUGUCCCAACCGAGCUCCGGGAAUUUGUCAGGCUCGGAAUUAAAUACGAAUGUUAGAAAGAAUUCCACUUGCUCGAGUUCCGGCAGUGGAUGGGACAUAGACAUCCCGCCGCCGACGGGGAGUUCGCAAUCGCUGGAGAGCAGCGGAUCCUCCGGUAUCGGUAGUCUCUCGAGUCUGCGUCGAAGAUGGUUACGAGCAGCAUCCACCUCUCUGGCGCGGUCGGAUACCGACGAUACCUUCGGGAUGCAAUACUGGAACGAGAACGGAGACGAUAAUAAAGAUAGUCGUGCUAAACGUCAUAAAACGAGGCUCGGAUUAACAAUGCUAGUGCGAUUGUCCGAAGGCCACGAGAGAACGAUAGAAGCUCGCCUGUUGGAGCACAUAGCUCUGUUGGAAGGUAUGCUGGAUCGUUUGCGGUAUUUUUGUAUCGAGGCCAGCGAUACGAACGAUCAGAAAAAGGGAAUUCAACUUCCUGAACAGCUUUAUAGAUCCUCGUCACGCUUAAUCGUUCUACUAUUGCGUCUACUUACCAAUAUUAACGCGGACAUAAACUCGCGCACGCCUUUAAUAUGGCACGACGUGCUACUUAAUUCAGUGAGAAUAGAACAUAAGAUGAGUACUCUUCAUCACAGUCUGGAGCAAAUGUGUCGGUUACUGGACAACAUCGACACGAAAUCGACCAAUUUUUUUUUGAGUACUGUUGUAACUGCUGUUUUAACAUAUCAUCUCGGUUGGAUAUACACUACACUGCCAAUUCAUGAUCGACAAUUGAUGGAGAAAUUGGGCACCUGGUAUCCCUGCAAUCCGCUGUGGGCUCAGUUAGGCGACUUGUACGGCGCAUUGAGCAAUCCCACGAGGCUUGCACAUACGGUCGUCGCGGGCGAUCCACAAAAGAUUGAACUGAUCAACUCGGUUUUAUCCUUCUUAUCGUACUUUAUUCGUAGCGGAAUAGUACGAAAACGACAAGAAUAUUGUUUAGUCACCGAGGACGAUAUCCAAGAGGCUGCGAAUACUUUGGAGCAAGCGAGGAUAAAGCGACCGCAUUUGUUCAGUCCUAAGUUGACGUGCAACGACCGAGACAGCUCGUCGUCUCGACGGAUGUUAGACACGUCCGCUCGGAAAAAGAUUGCCGCGGAACGUUCGUACGAUGCGGAGUGCGAUAACGCGAUCAUGCAACGCUCUUACCCUCAAUACAACGUCGAGAGGCUGAGAGUCGAAGGAUCUGCCGGAUCUCUGAAACGUAGCACUACGUUGGAAUCGAAUCUUGACUCCUUUGUAUUGAAAUCGGAAUCUGAGAGAAACCCGAAGUUUAUCUCGAAGGAAUUCCCAUGCGACGACGAUGACGAAAAGGGCAUUGAGAAGAUGAACUGCGCCUCGAGCAAAGUGAAGAUAGUAGUGAGCGAAAUCGGUACGCAAGACGUCGACGCGGCUAAGACUGACGUGCAACAGUGUUCCGAGUUCGUGUUGCGAAAUUUCGAGAAGAAAAUAAAAGUUGACGAUCUGGACGAGGUAUUCAGGAACUCUAAGUUAGACGCUUUCCAAGAAUUCGACGAUUCGUGCGUCGAUACGUUGAAGUUAUAUUCUUCUAGGCCAGAUUUUGCAAGUGGUCAGAGUACAGUUAAUGAGAUGAAGAAUCAGCAUGUUUUCUUCACGCUCGGCGACGAAGAGAAGUCGAUGAAGACAUCGUCGAGGCCGAGACUCGGGUACAAUUGUCAAUGCUCGUACAUGUUCGCGACGGUACCGAGCACGUCCGCGCAAUUACCGGAGGGUGUAUUGAGGAAAAUUAUUCAAAGGAACUUCCCCGAAUCGUCGAAGAGUAUUCAAUCACCGCCUGGAGCGCGUUCGAGGUCUUUCGGGUUUUGCCAAAGGUGUAACGGCCAGGCUUACAUGCCUUCGACUUGCAAACAGGUUCUGGAAACUCCGACGAACGCGACAGAAGUGUUACGUACUUGCGGUAGUACCGAGGUCGACGGAAAUGUCGGAUUGUCUAGAUCUAACAGUUUAGAAGCUUUGAUGGAAGCCAACAGUGUAGUCGAAUUACCCAUGCCACGAACGAAACAAAUGAAGACUGAGUUAAACCAAGAUACAGGAUUCGCGAAGACGUUGUUACAAAACAGAGUAAAAGCCGCAGAAUCACGGGGGUUAAAUAAUAGUGAACCGUCCUACACAUGGGGCUUAGUUUUACAAGGCUUGCCAAAAAAGAAGAAGAGGAGAAAAAAGAAAGUUAUUCAGCAGGAGGCAAAUGGGAAUGAUCGUGAAAUGAACGAAGAAUGGUGGUACUGCAUACGCGAGGAGUGUUCCGCCGGUGCACGUUUCCCUACGAUCGAUCAACCAGUCGCCGAAUCGCUAUGUAUUUUAGCGGACAUAGAUACUUGGCGCGUUGGGAUUGUAUCCAACAAUAUGCCUUCGCACACAGCACCGCUGCCAGUCGGGAUGUCGAGGCUCGUUUCAAAUAUGCUCGAGGGUUUUUCUUAUUUAUGGCGAAAGUAUCAUUCAGCCUCGCAGUGUAUAGGCAUACUGGAAGCAAAGCUGCGAGAGAUGUGGUUGAAAAGCGAAGCGUUGGCUGAAAUAUUGUUAACAACAGAUGUGUUCGAUGCGAACGUCGCAAAUCUAACGAAUGCCCUCGACCUGGAUGCAGCGGACAUACCCCUUUUGCUCGCGGUUGCAACUUCUCACACGCCAGAGAUAGCCCAGAGGUUUGGUCUCACGUUUACUUGACUGUAUCUCAUUAUUUUUAUCGCAAUUUCUACUCCUUAAUAAAUAGUCCCUCCUUUGUCCGAUACGACGAAGCGCGAAAGACGUUUGAUUCUCUGUUUACAAUUAUGGUUGUAGAUUAUUCUUGCUCUAUCUGGUGAUACAUGCCAAUCAGCAUUCUUCCGUUCUUUCAAUUAAAUGUUUGUAUAAAAUGUUGGACAUACGAUUUGUAGUACAUUUUAAUUUUAAUUUAGGAAUUUGC